CGCGUUGGGGCCGCUGCACCGCAAAUCAAUUCACCCAGGAAAUAUUACGAAACGCCGCAGUUACAGUCUAACUGACGAGGGGGACCCAAGGCCAUCCUUGUCCGGCGCACUAGGGCUGGUUUAAGCCAGCAUUACAACCGAAGGUCAUGCUUCAGCAAAAUGGCCAACCCUCGGCGCACUCCCACAACACCAUCGCGACCUCCACCUCGACCUUGACGCCCUCCUCCCCCCUCCGCCCCCUCCCGUCCUCGCCGUCUCUCGGUGAGAGCAUCCGGACCCUGCGCGAGACGACGCGCCCGGACACGGUCCCUGCCUCACCGAUUCACCCGCGCUCUGAACGGCGUCGACGGCCCAGUCCGCUCCAGUACUCGGGUCAGACCUCAGCUGCCAGCACCGGAGCCGCAGCCCAUCAGACGCCGCGCUCACCUGCUUCCUCGGCGGCCUAUCACGACGGCCCACGAUCUCCGCGAGAGAAGCUUGAUGCUCUGAUUGCCGAGGAGGCCAACUCCAGAUCAAACGCCGCGACGCCCACGCAGGCGAGCCCUCCUACACCGCCGACCAUACCGGCAAGAGGCGGAAACCAGCCCGCAAAGCCGUCCUCGUAUGCCCAGCUACGCAACGUCUCUGCCCCAGUCCUGUCGUCGACCGGCAUCUCUCCUCCAGCAUCGCCCGUCACCAUGCCUCCCCCGUCCCGGCCGCACCGACCAGAAACCCGUCCCACAGCUCCCCGCAACCCGUCGAUAGACUCUGCAGCGUCGUCGCUCUCGUCCGGUGCCUCGCAGUCAUACCGUGGGAACACUGGCCAUGGGCAGAGGCCGUCACAAGACACAAGCAUGGCCAAUCCGCCGGAUAUGGCAGCUCUCAUGCUAGCCGCGGGCUCUCCAGAAGCUGCGCUGAUGGCAAUGUGGAGGGAGAAGCAGAGCGCGUCUCAUCACAACGGCCAGCUCUGGCGGCUGGUAGAGAAACAGCGGUCCAUGAUUCUGGGCCUGCAAAAGGACCUGGAGCGAGCAUUCAAGGACAAGGAGCGGUACCGGAAGAAACUAAAAGACUAUACUAACCAGGUACCACCACUACCCGGUGCACCCCAGAGGUCCGACACCUUCGACUCUGUUGUGGAACGCGACGAGAGCCAGUCGCCGGCCCCAAGCGAGAAACAGGAGGAUCCCGCCAAGGCGAUCACAGCAACGAAACCCGCAGAGCACAAGCCUUGUUCGCCGCUUACACAAGAAACAUCCGCGACUCAAUUGAUCCCGGAUGCUCAAUUGGCACAUUCGCCAUCCAACUCCUCAGCACACACCGCAUCUAACCCUGCGUCUAGCGUAAACUCUCCGACGGACUACUCAGUAAAGCCGCUUAAGAUAGUUAGCAAGGGUCUGGGACUGGAUGCCGUCGUGAAUGAAAAUGCUCCCCACGUGGAACCACCGGCUGAGCCUAUGGGGGCACGGCGGCCUCCGCAAAAGGACUCAGAGGCUCCAACCGCGUCAUCCGAAGCGCUUAAGGCCCCCGCCUUAUCUCUUACACAGGCAACACCAAUACUUGGUGGCGAUGGUUUCGAAGCGUCUUCAGCAAAGCCCGCCCACCCACUACGGAAAGCUCCUCCCGCGCCGCUCAUAUUAUCUAAGCCCGCGAAGACUAGCGCCCAUCUACUCCAGGCCGCACCCGGACAGCAUGACGACUCGGACUACGAUGACACGCUGGAAGUCGACGAGAUUCCAAUUGUCGAAAGAGGAAGACGAAAGACACGUGAAGAAGAUGACCGUGUCAGAGAGGCUUUGGCAGUGAGGGACGACGAAGCACGGAGCAAGUCAAAGAAGAGCAAGAGCAAGAGCAAGAGCAACGUUAAGGCUGCGGAUGACAGCAGCCAGACCGAGCCCUCAACAGCAGGUCUAUCACCGCGUCAGUUCAGUCCGCUGCAAGCCGGACUGCCUCUUUCGCCCCGCCAUCCUCCUGCGAACUCUCUGAAUGCUCUUCUUAGCCCCACGAAUUCGGACAGCUCCAUGGUGGCCCAGAGAAGCAUUGGAUCUCCACCUUUGAUGAGUCCCGGCUUGCCUACGAGUCCUCGUCCGGGAGACAGACCAAUGAACUCGCCACUGCCAAGAAAUCCGAAACAGUCGUUGGCUUCUCCGCCCAUGUCCCCGAGAUCUGGUGUCAACGGGAUGCCCCAGCCAGCCUCGCGGGCCCCGCGACAGCCGAUUCCUCUGCCGCCAAACACGCCGCAGUCGUAUACCUCACCACCAGUCGCGCAACCCGUCCAGCCAAAGCAGCAAACUAUUUCGUCGGAUCUGCUGAAGCCGCCCAAUGCUCAACCAAGUCCCGAAGCGGACACAGGUACUCUAGGAUCAAGCGAUCCGGCAGCUUCCGAGCAUGUAUAUCGGGGGCUCGUGUCAGACCAGUAUCCGGGACUCUUACUUCCUCCCAAUGCGUUACCGUCCAUCGAGGUCAAGGUGUCGUCUUCACGACUAAGACCGUCGCGCAUGAGCUUUUUAGCUCCCAAGCCGCAAGAAGAGGAUCCGGUUUUCCAUCUCGCUGUCUAUGCACGCUCUGAUGGGAAGCAGUUGUGGCGUAUGGAAAAGACUAUUGUGGCACUGCCAGCUUUGGAUGCUCAGUUGAAGUCAUUAUGUGACUUCCCUGGCAAGCUUCCUGAUCGCGGACUUUUCAGUGGUCAUGCACCUGCCAGAAUCGAUGCUAGGAGAGCUGCCCUCAACCAGUACUUCGACAUCAUGCUUGAGACGCCUAUGAAUGAGAAGGCUGCACUGGUUGUCUGCGAAUUCUUUUCGACAGAUGUCAUUGGCGCGCAAAAUGGCGAUGCUCUCACGCCCGAACCGACCGCACCACAGGCUUCAGCCAUACCAAAGGGCAAGCAGCGGAAAGAGGGCUAUUUGACAAAACGUGGCAAGAACUUCGGUGGCUGGAAGGCGCGCUAUUUCAUUCUUGACGGUCCGGAGUUCAGAUACUACGAAAUUGCAGGUGGCGCCCACCUCGGAACGAUUAAGUUGCAGAACGCUCAAAUCGGAAAACAAUCUCAACAACAGUCGAAUCAAUCCCCUCAGCGCAGAGAUGAUUCCGAGGACAAUCAGUACAGACAUGCUUUCCUCAUUCUGGAGCCAAAGCGGAAGGACUCGUCAAGCUUGGUGCGCCAUGUGCUGUGCGCUGAGAGUGACGAGGAGCGAGAUGCCUGGGUGGACGCUCUACUACAGCAUGUCGAUUGGCAAGAAGAGUCUUCCCCAGUGGAGUCCCAGGCAUCUGGCUCGACUCGUAGCGGUGUUCUCACGAAGAACCAGCCCAAAGACUCGUCGCGUACAAGGAGAAAGGACAGUCCCGAUAUUGACAAGCCGGAUCGUUUGCAAGGAUUGAGCUAUGACGAUACUGUAGCUGCUGAAGCGCCCAUACGCGGGCCAACUCAUCGGGAGGCCAAGGAAGCUCAACAUUCGCCUAAAAUCGGGUCCUUCUCCAGCGAGAGCUCCAGACAUUAUCCUUCAAUUUCCGGUCCUAGCAACGGCGCUCCUAUCCAGGACGCUGGAAGCUGGGGCAAUAAGACGCUGGCCGCUCCAAUGACUGUGAAAGAUAAGAAGCGCAGCAUUUUCGGUUUUGGUUCUCGCGGACGUGGUUCCUCUGACAUCCCGCCUGAGCAGAUUCUUGUCCAGCACCAGGUUGUAGAGCGUAUGAUCCAGCACAAUCGCAACAUCUUCGGCAUUCCUCUGGCCGAAGCCGUGGAAUUUACUCAACCCGUUGGUGUGCGAGACCCGCUGCCCGCUGUGGUCUAUCGCUGCUUGGAGUAUCUUAAGGCGAAGAAGGCCAUCAACGAGGAAGGAAUAUUCCGGCUGAGCGGUUCCAACAUCGUCAUCAAGGCUCUUAGGGAGCGCUUCAACACCGAAGGUGACGUCAAGCUCUUGGAUGGCCAGUAUUACGAUGUGCAUGCCGUUGCGUCUCUCUUGAAGUUGUACCUGCGCGAACUCCCGGCGUCCAUCCUCACUAGGGAGCUCCAUCUUGACUUCCUCAAAGUUCUUGACAUGGACGAACGUUCGAAGAAGAUUCAGUCAUUCAACGUCCUGGUGCACAAGCUGCCACGAGUGAAUUUUGAGCUCCUCCGGCACAUGUCCUCAUUCCUGAUUGAGAUCAUCGACAACGCUGCCAUGAACAAGAUGACCGUAAGGAACGUUGGAAUUGUUUUCGCUCCCACGCUGAACAUCCCUGCGCCCUUGAUAUCCUUCUUUUUAACCGACUAUCAAGACAUCUUUGGUGCGCCCAUUGACGAAGCGAGCUCGCCAAUCCACGAAAUUCGCGUAACCACUCCUCAGCAGGGAGAUGAGAUAAGAUCACCGCGACACCAGAUGUUCUCGGACAUCCCAACUCCUGCCUACAAUGAAACGUCCUUCCCGCAACAGCAGCAGCAGUACGAUCGACCGCCUUCUAGUUUUCCUAUAGGUCCUAGCGCUACAGCCGCUCCUUCAUACCCUCCACCGCAACCACCGCAGCAGCAGCAGCAGCAGCAGCAGCAACAGUAUGCCAGCUAUGACACGGGCUUUAUCCCACUGCGGCCCAGCUAUGAAGCCCCUGCCUACGAACAACAGUAUCAGUCCGAAGGCUUCGGUAGCUUGAACGGCGCUGUGCAAUCCGGUAGCGCAAGAGAGCAAAGGCAAAGGCGACGAGAGAGCGGAAUGCUUUUGAUGGGUAUGGGCAUGGGUCAGAGGAAAGGCUCCAACGGUUCCAACCCGCCGCGACACCGCGAUGACUUCCACGGCAAUCCUCUGAUGAUCCGAGAGGAGGCGGCUUUCGACUGAGUUCUCACCUCAACGAACGAUGAUCCAUACGAGUCGACCAGAGGCAGUCAUGACGGAGUAGCAGGGCAAGCGACACACCGUACCUCCACGGAAGACGCUCUUCUCUUAUACCACGCAA
Molecule: messenger RNA, 4899 nt
Organism: Trematosphaeria pertusa
Lineage: Eukaryota; Fungi; Ascomycota; Dothideomycetes; Pleosporales; Trematosphaeriaceae
Exons: 2
Coding region: 147-4781 (1544 amino acids)
Biological process (GO): regulation of GTPase activity; signal transduction
Cellular component (GO): cytoplasm
Source: RefSeq, a predicted model, not a curated record